AUGCAAACUAUAACACAGGAAGAACUGGAUAGAAAAUCCUGGAAAUACAUAGGAUAUAAAGACUUUUGCGAAUUUUCGGCCAAUUCCGAUGAAUUCUUCGCCGUCCGGAGAUUCGAUGAGCUUCAUUGUCGUCUUCUACUUGCACUUCAAGACAGACUUUCCAAUUUAGAAGAAGAACUAGACACAAUGGAUGAAAGGCUGCGUCACCGUGGACAUGCGGACAUUGAUAAUGGUUCGUUCAGAAAAGAUCAACCAGAGAGAACUGAAUUACUCGAAAAGAUCGGGGCGGCAUUGCACAACUAUGAUACUCUCUUGUCGCAAUACAUCCAGCUGAGAGGCGCACAACGAGCAUCGUCAGUCACUACAAGUAACAUCAAACGACGGCUGAGAAAUUUCAAUGCGCCAAUCGAGCCGAAAGAAAUUCACUACUUGGAUAAAAGGGACCUCGUCUCAAUAUCUCCACAAGCGAAGUCGAGCGUUCAACAGAUUUUCGAACAGAAAGUUGGUCUCCCAAUCGUCGAAUGGCUCCAAAGACAGAACCACACACAUCGGCAACGAACCGUACAUAAUCAUGCUGUCUAUCUCGAUGAUGACAAAUUCGAAAUCUUCACAAGUCUCGGUCUGUAUGUCGCAGCUAUCACAAUGCUAGCGGCACCCAUGUGGAUCCUUGCUUCGAUGAAGGACAGCACCAUUAAACUCAUAGUCAUCACUGCGUUCCUGUUCAUUUUUGUAACAAUAAUGAACUGGGGUAUUGUUGCGAAACCUUUCGAGAUACUAGCCGCUGCCGCAGGGUGA
Messenger RNA from Colletotrichum aenigma, 795 nucleotides. RefSeq lists its product as uncharacterized. Lineage: Eukaryota; Fungi; Ascomycota; Sordariomycetes; Glomerellales; Glomerellaceae. The transcript is spliced from 3 exons. The coding region runs from base 1 to 795 and encodes 264 amino acids. The record is from RefSeq and is a predicted model, not a curated record.